Molecule: messenger RNA, 1041 nt
Organism: Cooperia oncophora
Lineage: Eukaryota; Metazoa; Nematoda; Chromadorea; Rhabditida; Trichostrongylidae
Source: the annotation of a GenBank genome assembly
AUGGUAUAUGGUAGAUGGAAGUUUAUUCAAAUGUUUCAUUAUAGGAGGACUAAUUCACUGUCGAUGUGCAAUUGUGUGGCAUGCGGAAUAUUCUUGUCCACUUGCUUCCUUGGAUUGAUACCACACGUUCGCCACCAGGAAGACCUUAUUCGAGUGUCCUGGCGUGGAAGUGGAAGAGAGAACUCCUCUGCCAACACUGACACUGGUGAACGUGGCGUCUUCUUCAGUACUGAGUCAGUAGUUCUGCUUGGAUUUCUUAUGAUUCUAAUAAUAGAGCAGCUGGUUCACAUUUGCUCGGCAAGCAGGACGUCUUCGAAGACUUCUCCAGCUCGAGCGGAUGCUCUGCCAUCAUUGAGAUCGCUCCUAGAGGGAGAUGCUGAAGAUGGUCAGCCCCUGGUUGACACUACUCUCGAUGACCGCGACGAUGGCAUGCAAGAUAUUGUAUUCCUCCGUUCAUCCUCGCCGAUGGAUUGCGGCUCUCCUCAUGCUGGAUUUAGCCAAGCUGCACCCCCUACUGACAGUAUAUCUGCUCGCACUCUCUUCCUGCUGUUUGGACUGUCUACUCAUUCAUUCUUCGAAGGAAUUGCUUUAGGUGUUCAGCAUGACAAAAACGACUUCAUGAAUAUACUGGUUGCUGUGAUGUUCCACGAGGUGUUGUGCUGUGUUGCGUAUGGCGUUUCUAUGGCUCAACAGCAUACACCUGUGCGUUCCGCAUUGCCAACCGUCAUAAUUUUGUCAGCCAGUAUUCCAUUAGGAAUGAUCAUCGCUGUUCUGGUAGACCAGGUGAACUCGAAUUCGCUCAUGUUACGAUUCGUUCUCGAAGGAUUAGCAGCUGGUACGUUUGUAUAUGUCGCCUGCGUUGAAAUGCUAAGUGUUGAAUUGGGUCACUCACAUGGACAUAGCCAUAACGGUAACCACGGACAACCAAAUGCUCAUGGACAUCACGCAUCACCAUUUCAAGGUUUGAUGAAAGCAGGUGCUGUGGUUUUCGGCGUUCUUCUUUUCUGCGGUUUGAGGUUUGCUCGUGGUGGGCAUCAUUAG